GACGGGGCCUCCGCGCGCAGCCAGCGGCGGUUGGCAGCGCGCGACCCGGCAGGCUGUUGGCUUGGGGACGUGCGAGUGGCGGCAGCGAGAACUGGCGCCAUGGUGGAGAAGGAGGAGGCCGGUGGCGGCAUCAGCGAGGAGGAGGCGGCACAGUAUGACCGGCAGAUCCGCCUGUGGGGAUUGGAGGCUCAGAAACGGCUUCGGGCCUCCCGUGUGCUUCUGGUUGGCAUGAAAGGACUUGGAGCUGAAAUUGCCAAGAAUCUCAUCUUGGCAGGAGUGAAAGGACUGACCAUGCUGGAUCACGAACAGGUAUCUCCAGAUGAUCCUGGAGCCCAAUUCCUGAUUCGUACUGGGUCCAUUGGCCGAAAUAGAGCUGAAGCUUCUUUGGAGAGAGCACAAAAUCUCAACCCCAUGGUGGAUGUGAAGGUGGACACUGAGGAUAUAGAGAAAAAACCUGAGUCAUUUUUCACUCAAUUUGAUGCUGUAUGCCUGACUUGCUGCUCCAGAGAUGUCAUAGUUAAAGUUGACCAGAUCUGUUACAAAAACAGCAUCAAAUUCUUCACAGGAGAUGUCUUUGGCUACCAUGGCUACACAUUUGCCAAUCUUGGAGAGCAUGAGUUUGUAGAGGAGAAAACCAAAGUUGCCAAAGUUAGCCAAGGAGUAGAAGAUGGGCCUGACACCAAGAGAGCAAAACUUGAUUCAUCUGAGACGACAAUGGUCAAAAAGAAAGUGGUUUUUUGCCCUGUCAAAGAGGCCCUGGAGGUGGACUGGAGCAGUGAGAAAGCAAAGGCCGCCCUGAAGCGCACAACCUCGGAUUACUUUCUCCUGCAAGUGCUCCUGAAAUUCCGCACAGAUAAAGGAAGAGAUCCUAGUUCUGAUACCUACGGGGAAGAUGCAGAGCUGCUGCUUCACAUUCGAAAUGAUGUGCUUGACUCCCUGGGUGUGAGUCCUGACCUGCUUCCUGAUGACUUUGUCAGGUACUGCUUCUCUGAGAUGGCCCCGGUGUGCGCAGUGGUUGGCGGGAUCUUGGCACAGGAAAUUGUGAAGGCCCUGUCACAGCGGGACCCUCCUCACAACAACUUCUUCUUCUUCGAUGGCAUGAAGGGCAACGGGACUGUGGAGUGCCUGGGCCCCGAGUGAGCCGGACGUGGCCCUCCGCGCCAAGAUGGAAGUGCAGCGCACCCGCCUGUGCUCCGCGUCCCGUGUGCCGGCUCCCGCAAGUGUGGGCUCGCGGAUGCUCCUUCUGCCGUCUCCAUCCUGACACCAUGAGCAUCGCCAGCCCCUGGGGACCUGCCCAGGAGCCUCUGUUGCCUUCUUGGACUUACUCCCCACCUGAUACCUAGAGCUGAGUGCAACUUCAGGUGGGGAGUAAGGCCUGAGCCGAGUGACACCCCGUGACUCCCGGUGCGCGCUCAGGCAGGUGCCCUUCUCGGCCGGCCUGACGGGCGGAAUUCCUUCCUCCAGAGUUGGACAUCCUGGAAAACAACAGGUGGCCUCGGGCGCUGCUCUUGAGUUUGAGUUUGGGAUUAGGCGAGCUCCAGCCCGGAUUUCGGGAGGGAGGAAGCACUGCCCCGGUCUGCGGCAAGUGGAGGGACAGGGAGAGCUCCUUUUAGAAAAGUGGGUCCCGCCCCACCGCGCGCAGCCGUCCUUCGUUCACCCCUGAAUCGCAGCUGUUGGUGUUUUACAUAUUUUCUACAUGGUUCUUUAAUAAGGAAUGAUAAUAAAGUUACUUGCUUUAGG
Messenger RNA from Chinchilla lanigera (long-tailed chinchilla), 1740 nucleotides. It is a transcript of the gene Sae1, whose product is annotated as SUMO1 activating enzyme subunit 1. The transcript is spliced from 9 exons. Gene Ontology annotation, cellular component: cytoplasm; SUMO activating enzyme complex. Gene Ontology annotation, molecular function: SUMO activating enzyme activity. The record is from RefSeq and is a predicted model, not a curated record. Bases 100 to 1140 code for a protein of 346 amino acids. Lineage: Eukaryota; Metazoa; Chordata; Mammalia; Rodentia; Chinchillidae. Gene Ontology annotation, biological process: protein sumoylation.